Funneliformis geosporum is the source of this 1338-nucleotide messenger RNA. NCBI's taxonomy places the organism in Eukaryota, Fungi, Glomeromycota, Glomeromycetes, Glomerales, Glomeraceae. The record is from the annotation of a GenBank genome assembly.
AUGGCAAUUUCUCAAAGAAAGUCUUAUGUAAUUGGAGUUGGAAUGACCAAUUUUACCAAGCCACGCGGUCAGGUUGAUUAUCCCGAAAUGGCUCGUGAAGCCGUUGUCAAAGCAUUGUUGGACAUUGGAAAUACUUAUGAUGUAGUUCAACAAGCGUAUGUAGGAUAUUGCUUUGGUGAUAGUACUUGCGGACAGCGUGCUGUUUAUCAGCUUGGCAUGACUCAAAUUCCCGUUAUUAAUGUAAAUAAUAAUUGUUCAACUGGGUCAACCGCAUUGUAUUUGGCUCGUCAAGCAGUUGAAUUCGGAAUCGUUGAUUGCGCUCUUGCCUUAGGUUUCGAGAAGAUGACAAAAGGGUCUCUCGCAAAUUACCAUAAGGAUCGCACUAACCCAAUCGAUACUACGGUGUCACUCCUAUCAGAAAUUCGAGGAAUAACCAAUUCGCCUUUUGCGGCCCAAAUAUUUGGAAAUGCAGGCAUAGAGUAUUGUGAAAAUUAUGGUGCAACUGCUGAACACAUGGCAAAGAUUGGUGAAAAAAAUCAUCGUCAUAGUGCAAACAAUCCGUAUUCUCAAUUUAAAAAUGUUUACACAUUGGAAGAAAUAAAAUCAUCACCUCAAAUCUUUGGUCCGCUUACAAAACUUCAAUGUUGUCCUACAUCGGAUGGAUCAGCAGCUGUUAUAGUAGCAUCAGAAAAAUUUGUCAUUGAAAAUAAUUUACAAAGUCAAGCAAUUGAAAUCGUCGCUCAGGCUAUGGCAACUGAUUCUCCUGAUUUAUUGGAAAAGCGAAGUUCCAUCGAAUUGGCUGGUGUUGAUAUGACUAGAAAAGCUGCCAAACAAGUUUAUGAACAAGCUGGUAUAUCUGCUGAUGAUAUUCAGGUUGUCGAAUUACAUGAUUGUUUUAGCGCUAAUGAGUUGAUUACUUAUGACGCUCUUGGACUUUGUAAACCUGGACAAGCCCACAAGUUGGUUGAUUCGAAUGAUUUUACGUAUGGCGGAAAAUAUGUGAUAAAUCCAUCAGGCGGUUUAAUUUCUAAAGGUCAUCCUCUUGGUGCGACUGGAUUAGCUCAGUGUGCUGAAUUGGUAUGGCAAUUAAGAGGAUGGUGUACAAAUAGACAAGUGCCAAAUUUGAAAUAUGCGCUACAACAUAAUAUUGGACUUGGUGGUGCUGUCGUAGUGUCUGUUUAUAAACUAGCUGAAUUACAAGAUAAACAGAAUAAGACAGGUUGGAAGCAAAGAUUUGGUUAUAAUCCCGCUAUUGAAUCAAGAGGUAUCACUGAACAGGAUUUUAGAAAAGUCUGUUCAAAACAAAUCAGCGAAUAUUUACUGGCCGCCAAAUUGUAA